AUGGGUCUCGGACAGUCCAAGAGCAUGCUAAUAAACAGUAAUAAUAAAUUUAAAACAAACAAAACAGAAAGACGAAAAAAAUUCCGCUCUUGGACAAUCUUGUCAGAUAAAGAUAGAAAUCUCAACGAAAUUUGGAGUUUUAGCAGCGGUGGUAAAAGAAUUCAUAAUAAUAGCUUAAGAGGCUCUAAAUUUUCGAACCUUAUUAUUGAUGAGGAGGUGAAAAGACUAGAAAGACGACAUCAAUUAUUUAAACGAAUUUGGCAAAAUAAUUUUUCUGCUCCUGUUGACGAAAAUUUAAUGGCUGGUGGAGCUAAAGUUCUAGAGAUUGGGUAA
This is a messenger RNA of Dentiscutata erythropus, 333 nucleotides long. The record is from the annotation of a GenBank genome assembly. NCBI's taxonomy places the organism in Eukaryota, Fungi, Glomeromycota, Glomeromycetes, Diversisporales, Gigasporaceae.